CAUCUGCUUCCCUUUUUCAGAUUUUGUCAGACAUGCUCUGUACCGCAAAGAAAAAAUACUGCCUUAGCCUAAAACAUUCUACAACAAGAGGUAACUGUCUAAAUUUAAAGCUUCUGGUGACGAAAAUGUGAAAGACAAAAGGCUUCUUUUGGUGCUAAAACUUUGAUGGUAGUAAGGUUGCCGGGAAACAGGACUUAAAGCAGGAAAUAUGUAUAUCAGGAGCAAUCAGCCGGUUUGGGAAGAGUAAAGGAGAAAAGAAAAUUGAAGCACAAAGUUUAAAGGGGAAAGGACAAAAAUUCUCCAUUUAGGAAGCCCAAGAGGAGGACAGGGCAAAGAAGGACUUAAAGAAGACGAAAGAGAUGGUGGCAAUGCUGCCAAUCAGGUUUGCUAAUGCUUAACUAAAAAACAGCUGUGAAGGACUGCAAUCUUUCUAAAGAUGUGGCUGUGUUUUUGUUGUUCAUGUUAAUGUUUAUUGUAUUUACAGCAAUAACUCAAAGAGCUAUUAAUAAUAUUGCUGUGGUUCUUGCGAAAUGUUGCUGUGUUGUAAUAAACAGUUGACAAGUUAUAAAAAAGGAUUCUGCAGAGGAAAUGAAACUCGUCACUGAGAUGUGAAUAUGUCCCAGGAAAAUCUGUAUUUUAGGGAAAUUACCUAUUUGUCUAGAAUUUGAAGAAAUCUUGGAUCCAGUGACAUUACUGCUGGAGAAUCAUAAAAUGGCAGCAACUAUUGGCAACAGGAGCAGGAACAGCAACUGUAGUUAUAUAGUUCAAACAGACUUGUUACCUCCUAUCUACGGUAUAGAGAUGUGUGUGGCACUGGUGGGGAACAUACUGGCGCUAUGGCUGCUUGUGACAAAGGAGAGAAAGUACUGGCACACAGGAGUGGUGUUUUUCUGCAACCUGAUCAUAAGUGACAUCUUUUAUGCCCUCACACUUCCACUUCUAAUCGUCUACUAUUCAAGAGGACGGGUCUGGGGAUUUGGUAAUGCACUCUGCAAAAUAGAGCGUUUUCUCUUCACCUGUAAUCUCUACGUCAGCAUUUACUUCAUCAUGUGCAUCAGUGUUAAUAGAUACCUGGCCAUCGUUCAUCCAUUUUUCACACGCACACACAUUCGCCCAAAACACGCCAAGAUCAUCAGUGUGUUUGUCUGGAUAUUUGUUGCAAGCAUUUCAUCUCCAGUCCUCUACUAUUCAUGUCUGAAUAAGGGCAGAUGUUCCUUAUUUGCAAAUCUUAUCAAAUCAAACAUGUCUAUCUCUAUGGUGUUAAUGGCUGUUACAGGCUGUUUGGUACCUUUUGUAGUUACUUUUGCAUCAUAUAUUGGUGUUUUGUGUGUGGUUUGCAAAAAUACAAGUAUCACUCCACUGGAGAAAAGAAAAGUUGCCGUGAUUGUGGGUUUAGUCUGCAUCCUGUAUGUCGUGUCUUUUUUCCCCUAUCAUAUUCUGCAAAUAAGUUUCUUUAAACUGAUAGAAGAAAAUAAGACUAAUUGUUUUGUGCGUAAUGGAUACCAAGUGUCAAAGGCAUUAGCCUGCCUGAACAUGUGCCUUCAUCCCAUCCUGUACAUGGCUGUGUUUGACAGUAUCAGGGCAGUGUGCUGCAGAAGGAGCUCAAAUUAAUACAACCUUUUUGUUCAUAAUAGGUUUAAUCAUGCUAUUUCUUUCAGGGCCCACUGUGAUAUUCUAUAAGUCCAUUAAGACUGUAGCAAAGCUAAGCUGAAGUUGAACCUAAAUUUAUUACCAUGCUAAAUUCCAUCACAUUGAAAUAUUUAACAGCUUUGUAAACGUCAUUUCCUUUUUUAGGAUUUCCAUUUUAAACAGUUAUUGCAGGUUAACUAAGGAAAAGCGGAACAUUCUGAAUGCUUACCAAGUCAAAAGUGUGUAAAAUAAUCCUCCAAAAGUGUGGCAGUAAAACAACUACACAGCCAACAGUGGUGCUUUGUCUAGAAACUGACUCAUUUCAAAAACGAGACCACAAUAUGGUGUUACAGAUGUAUUAGUACCAGAGACAUUUUUGACACUUUUGACUUCACAUUUUUCUUAGUGCAUAAAAGUGUUAAUUGUAAUGCAGCUGAAAUAUACAGUCGUAUCUGUCGCCAUGUACAAACUUUACCGAAGGUUAGAUGAGAAUGUUAAAAUUAAAUGCAUUCAAUAUAGAGAAGCUAUAAGAGCAAAAUUAUCAAGCUGAGACAAUACAACAGCUGCUUCUCUAACUGUAAAGCCUUGUAAUGGCAAUUUAAUAAAUAAAUGAUAUAUUCCUCCAUUACUGUCUGCAAUAUGCUUAAAGAUGUACUUUGUAUGUGUAAAACAAUCAUGUAAAUGCUUCUUGAAUACUCUGUAAAUAUAAACGAGAAGUGUUUUAGGAUUGUUGUCUGUACAUUGUCGUGUCUUGUUUAUUUAUUUAUUUGUUUGUUUUUUGUGGUUGAUUAGCCUUGAGGUUUAUAUUGAACAGGAGCUUUAACCCACAUACUGUAAGGGUAGCUGGCACAGAAUCUGAAAAUAUACUGUGUAACAGUAAUAAUGUUGAGUUAGUCAGGCUUAUAUUAUACACUUAUAAUAGUUAUAAUAUAGUAGUUAUAAUAAUGUUUAUCUUUCUAAGGAAGAAUCCUGUUUUUCUUUAAACCUUCAGUGUUUUGUAUGUGGAAUAUACUGAUAUAAGAUUAAUGUAAGUAAGUAAUAAAAAAAAACAUAUCCUACAUUUUACAUAUUUAUGGUUACAUUUCAUGUUAUGGAGCAUUAUCACUCAGAAUUAUUAUCAGUCU
This is a messenger RNA of Tachysurus fulvidraco (yellow catfish), 2753 nucleotides long. RefSeq names its product P2Y purinoceptor 11-like. Bases 712 to 1611 code for a protein of 299 amino acids. Gene Ontology annotation, molecular function: neurotransmitter receptor activity; G protein-coupled ATP receptor activity. The transcript has 2 exons. Gene Ontology annotation, biological process: cellular response to ATP; G protein-coupled receptor signaling pathway; calcium-mediated signaling. Lineage: Eukaryota; Metazoa; Chordata; Actinopteri; Siluriformes; Bagridae. Gene Ontology annotation, cellular component: plasma membrane. The record is from RefSeq and is a predicted model, not a curated record.